UCUGUUUUCGGGCGGACGGGGCGGAUGAGAGAUAUUCGUAGGUCGGUCGGUGCGGGCUAUUCAGGUGUCCGGAAUGAAGUGAUAAGGAUUUCGAAACCCAAAAAUAUGUGCCGUGACAAAAUCUUCAAUUAGCAUUCAAAGAGCCCCAUCAUCGCGAUCCCAUCAUUAAACUUAGUAAUCCCCGUCCGAUGGAGGAGGACGUGCUGAAUGCCCUGCAGACGCGGUGCGCCUACUUGUCCGGCGGAUUCGACCGCCAGAAGCGCAUCAUCUUUGUGGUCAACGUCUUCAACGACUUUCAGCUAUGGAACCGGCACUAUCUGCAGGUGACUCUGGACUAUCUCAAGCGAUCGCUCAGCGCCUCAGUUCUGCAGAAUGGCGUGAGUGUGGUGGUCAAUGCCCAGGAGAGCAGUUCGCGGAUCUCGAGGCAACAGGUGCGCCAGAUAUACGCCCUCUUUGGGGGCGACAUUAGCGUGGAUUUGUAUCUAGUCAGGGCGGAGGGCUUCUGGGAGAAGCAUGUGGAGCCGUGCGCCAAGUCCCAGACCAAGGGAGAGCCCCUGGUGCUGUCCAGAUCCCGGCUGGGCAAGUACAUAGAGCCGCAGAACCUGCCCGAGGAGCUGGGCGGCUCCUUGCAGUUCAACUACGAUCUGUGGCUGCAGCAGCGCAAGUCCAUAGACGAGUUCACCAAGGCGCAUGCCAAGACUCUGGGAUCGAUGGAGAAGCUGUUGGCUCUACUCCGGGCCAACAAGUCGCUCCGGCCGGCAGAAGCGGAUGUGGAGCUGAAGAAGUGCGCCCAGCUGCACACCGCCGUUCAAAACGGCAUAGAAUCAGCCAUCGACAUGGGUAACGCGAUCUUGGCCCGUUUCAACGAGGUCUACGAAACGCAUUCAACGCCGCCACAAGCCGCCGCACCUGUCUCGGAGUCCCCCUCCCCUCUCGGCACUGCGCUGGCCCCCCUGCCGAAGCCACCGCUGCCACCGGACCUGGCCUGCGAGCGGGCCCGCAUCGAAUUGCGCCUGAACGAGAUCGAAAAGAAGCAGACUGCCAUUCGCACGGCCUGGCUGGAGCUCCUGCGAUCGCUGAGGGAGGCCCGCGAACUGGCCACCCUGGAGGAGGGCGUGGCCUUCGUCACCAACUGGAUUCUCCAACAGGCGGAACAGCUGCUGAGCCGCCAGCGCAGCGUGGGCCGGGACGUGCGGGGCUGCGAAGCCCUGCGUUCUGCCCACGACCAGCUGGAGCUGGAGUGCCGGGAAACCUACGGUUGCUACGCGGAGCUGCUCUACAAGAUCGAACGCUUUGUGGGGGAGCGGGAGGCGUCGCCCAAGGAUCUGGAGUCCUGCCAGGAUCUACUCUCGCAGCGGGACUUUAUGCAGUUCGUGUGCCGCUCGUUUGCCAAGAGGUUGGAGCGGCGAAGGAAUGUCCUGAUGACUGCCUUGCGCUUCCAUCGCCUUCUGGAGCAGUUCGAGGAGCUGCUGGCCCAGGGGAGCCAAGUCGUGGAGGUGGACAGCCGAGGAUUGGACUGGCCGGAAGCCGACACUCUGCUGCUCCAACUCAAAAGCAAUCAGCAAUCAUUGGGCAACGUCGAACGCGAACUUCUCCGCGAAGGCGAAAAGCUGAGCGACAUGCUCGCGAUGCCGGUGAAAGAUGCCCUGGGACGUGACCUCCAGCUGGACUACAGCCAAGACAUUGCCCAGCUGCGCCGGCAGAUCGAGGCAAGCCGCCAGCGGCGUCAGCUGUGCGGCCAGCAGAUGGCGCUGCAGCGGCUCACCUUGGAGCAGGUGACCCACAUCCACGCCUACGAGGAGGACGUGCGGCGGGCCCGGGACUGGCUGCAGGAGCUGUAUGCCGUCUUGCUGCGCUGCCACUCCCAUGUCGGCUGCAACAUCCACGAGAUCCAGCUGCAGAAGGACGAGCUGCAGGGGUUUGAGGAAACCGGACGGAGCAUUUACCACUAUGGAUGCCAACUGUUGGAGGCCUCCCAAACCCUGCGACUCUGCUGCAAGUCCGAUCCUCUUCAGACUUCCAUCAGCGAGCAACUGCAGUACACUUGGCACAGCCUGCAGUCGAUUGCCCAGGAGCAGAUGACACGGCUGCGGGUCUCGGCGGUGUUCCAUCGCAGUGUGGAGGCCUACUACCGCCAGUUGCGCGACCUUCGUCCACUCCUCACCCAGGAGCUGUCCGCCCAGCUGCAUCAGCAACAGCGGCAGCAGCACAAUCGCAGCAGCAGUGGAAUCAGCAGCGAUGCCGAGGGGGAAACCGAGUCGGAACUGUCGCCUCUGGGAGGGGUGCCCCCACGACUGCAGCGCCACUUGCUGGCGAGGGAGCAGUUGCUGGUGGAGGUGGGUCGGAUGGUGCGACUGGGCAGACUGCUCAAGAAACGGCUGAAGGAACCCUUUGUCUUGGACGCCCAGACCGGCAAGAGAUUUCGUAAUUUGUUUGCAAAAUCAAAGGGAGAGGACGAGGGCGAGGAGGCGCCGAGGCCGGAAGUGCCCAGCAUUGUGGUGGUCGAACCGCCCAACGAGGAAGAGGCCCCAUCAUCUGCGGAAAUCGAAAGUCAACUUCAAAGCGAUCUUUCCGGCGAUGCCCCUUUGGCCAGUGAAGAGGAGGACUUGGCCCACAAUCCAGACGAGAUUCUCAGCAAUUCCACCACCGAACUAAGCCGGCUCCUGGAUGCCAUAAACGAGGCCAGUAAGCUGCCCGAAACGAGCAGCGACGAUACCCAGGGAGAAGAUUACGAGGAUGAUGACGACGACGAAACGGCCAGUACUUCCAGCGUGAAGACCAAAAUAGCCAAGGCCUCCAUCGAGAGGGAUAUUAUCCUGGAGGAAACCGAAGACGACGAGGACGAGGUGGACGCAGGUCCGCCAGUGCCCAGUUUAGACAAAAUCAAGGCCCUGAUCCGAAACGACAGUGAGACCUAUCCGCAAAGCGAUUACACCGACAACGAAACGCCCUCGCACUCACGCACUGCAUCCCUGGAUUCCGGUCCCCCCGAUAACCCACGUUUUUCUGGUGAUUUCAGUAUCGUAGCGGACGAACUGCCUGUGGACUGCAGCCCCAGCCCCUUGCACGACAGCGGGCGGACCAGCAGUGAGCCCGGCAGCGAAGUGUCUCCUGGAGAUCUCCAGCGAAACACAGUCCAGGUGAUACCCACGGGAGGCAAUGAACUGGCCUGCUCGGCCAUCUCCCACAAGCUGGGCGCCAUUGCCGAGGUGGCAGAGUCCCUGGACGCAGUCAUCCGUGAUGUUCAGCUGCAAGAAGAGGACGCUGUCAAUCCUGGAAACACUGGACAUGCCAUCAAGAAACUUGGAAGCAUUGAGGACUGGCAAUCCCGCUCCACAGAAGACGAAUCCUUCGCAACCGCCUCAGAGGGCAACUUCACUCCCAACUCGCACUCGUCCUCUUUCCAAACGGCCUCUGGACGCACAAGCUCGUAUAUUGGCUCUGCAAAGAACUCCUUCGACGAAGCCGACGACUCCACACUGAGCACUUUCGAGAUACCCGAACUGCCAACCUCUCCGGUCAACUUUUCGUACGACAGCUCGGACCUGAGCUACUUCUCUGCCCAUCAGCCGCAGAAUCUGAGAAGCGAGGAUCAGGACAGUGUGGCCGGAGUGGCGGACUUGCACAGCCAGAGCGCUACUCCCACACCAGACGAGGAGCAGCAGCACCUGCUUCUGCCACUGCCGUUGCCCCAAGCCAUCGAGUCGGACAGCGAGGUGGAGGGCUUCACCUUGGCCACGGGAGUGACGACGGAGAACGCUGCCAGGAUGUCGAAUGCCCACAUGCCAGAGGUGAGCUGUCAGCCAGCAGACUACUCCGCUCCAGCUUCCACUAAUCCGAACGAUCCGAAGCCGCCGACUUCGUGGCGGCGCAGCAAGUACUACGAGAACAUAACGAAACAAACGAUCAAGGGAUUCCUCUGAUCGGAUCAGAGGCGAUCCGAACCACCUGUCCCACCUCGAAAAUUAAGAACAGAAAAUAAGAAAAACGAUUUCCCGCCCAACUAACCCGCGCCAUUAGCUUUGCUGCCGAUGCUCGGCGUUCUUGCCAUUAAUUAGCAGAAAACUUUGUUGGCAUGUUAUUUGAAAUUUCACAAAAACCUAUUUUAGCUUAUGAGCCAAACGUUUCUGGCAUGCCUUUGUUUCAUUUUUUAGAUUGGACCAAAUAUAAUGUUUCAUUUUAGUUUUUGGUUGCAAAUUAUACUAAUUUUCUUAGUUACUUAUUAACUUUAUUGUUUGUAUUGCUACUUAUUCCGUAUUUUAUUGCAUGGAAUGCUAGUUCUUAACUUAUUUAUUUCGAUAGUUGAAUAAUAGUUUAAGAUCCGCAAUAUUAGAGAAUUCCCAAUGCUCGACGAUGAUUUGACAGCCAAUCGAAAUUUCUGCCAUUUAUAUUACUUGUAUUAUUUAUUUAAAAUAUUAUUCCCCAUACAGUCACAAAAUAUAUAGUGCAAUUAAUCACCCCAAACAUUAGCU
This is a messenger RNA of Drosophila bipectinata, 4472 nucleotides long. The record is from RefSeq and is a predicted model, not a curated record. Lineage: Eukaryota; Metazoa; Arthropoda; Insecta; Diptera; Drosophilidae.